This is a messenger RNA of Protopterus annectens (West African lungfish), 3892 nucleotides long. RefSeq names its product mixed lineage kinase domain-like protein. The record is from RefSeq and is a predicted model, not a curated record. Gene Ontology annotation, biological process: cell surface receptor signaling pathway; protein phosphorylation. Gene Ontology annotation, molecular function: protein kinase activity; ATP binding. The transcript has 11 exons. Bases 86 to 1537 code for a protein of 483 amino acids. Lineage: Eukaryota; Metazoa; Chordata; Ceratodontiformes; Protopteridae.
CUGAUGUAACUACCAGUGGGUGUCUACAAAGUGCAAAACAGAAAGUAAGAAAAAAAAACUUUGAGAGCUGCUCUGCUUGUCAGGAAUGGAGUAUAUAAAACCUGUACUAAGUACUGCAGAAACUAUAUAUACACUCCAUAAUAAGGUUAAAGCAAACAAGAAGCGUUGCACUCGCCUUGUAGAGCGAGUUCAAAUCUUAAUGGAAUGUGUGAAGAAACUGCAGGAAAAUGAGAUACAAGGGGAAGACACCAGCAUUAGUUUGCUCCUCCAGGGGCUGAAGCAUACUCUGGAUGAUGCUGAACAUUUUGUAGAAAAGAACACCAAAGAAAACUCAUUUAAAAAAGUUGUGUUUGUCUCAAAAAUCGAGCAGACAUUUUCUGACAUUAAUGAGCGUUUGACAAGUGCCUUCCAGGGUCUUUGUCUCCUAUUGCAAGCAGAGCAGUUACAUUCACUUCAAGAAGCCUUCUCCAAGUGCAACAUAGAAGAUAAAGAAGAUGCAAAGCAGGACAUAGAUCAUCUAGCUAUUCUUCAGCAGCAGCUCACCAAUGAUAAGAACGAGAUAAAGGAUGAGCUCAGAUGUGUGAAAGAAACUAUUGAAGCUGGUAUGAUAGAAAUGAGGGACAAGAUCGAUGCAGUUACUAAAGUGAAGGAGAGUCAACCCCCAUGUGAAGCACCAGCUUUAUUAGAAAUCCAGCGCUACGACAUACAAAUUGAUGAAGAACUUGUUCAGGAAACUGCAGCAUCAUAUAAGCUCUACAAGGGAAAGUAUCACAAGUUUCCUGUGGCAAUAAAGCGUUUUACCAAUACUGGUUACACCAAAAGGGGAAUUCAGGAGAUUUUCCGCAAAGAGGUUGAUACUUUGAAGCGAUUUGAAUGCCCGAAUAUUUUGCGAAUGUAUGGAAUCUGUAUUGUGGAACAGGAAUUCAGGUCCCCAGACUUCCUGAUAGUUAUGGAAUACUGCGAGCUUGGAACACUGCGGAAUGUCUUGGACAAAAGCAAGCUUGAACUUUCAUGGCAGGAUAAGAUCCACAUGUCACUGGGUGCAGCGAGAGCCUUGUACAGGUUGCAUCUCUCAGAAGAAAAGUUCAAAGUGCAUGGUUGCAUCAACAGCUCACGAUUUCUAGUGGCCAAAGGAUUGCAAGUAAAGCUAUCAGGCUUUGAGCUUGCACAGACUGAGACCUCCCUCAAGAGGAAUGUCAAAAGUGGAAGGCAGAAGUCUGUGAGGUCUAUACCCUACAUGUCACCCGAACAACUGAAAAACAUCAACCACCCUUUCAACAAAGCAUGUGAGAUGUAUAGCUUUGGGAUUGUUUUGUGGGAGAUAGCAACCCGUGCAGUACCAUUUAAAGAUCGUACCAAUCAGGAGGUCAUAGAUGUAGUUGUAAACAAGCAGUAUCAGGAGCCUCUGCUACCGGACUGCCCACAGUCCUUCCAGGAAAUCAUCGACUCCUGCAGAUCCCAUGACAGUUUUCUACGACCUACAUCUGGCGUAAUCGUUGACCAUCUGGAAAGGCUGGAAAGUGCUGUUACUACUUGAACUGACUGAAACAGAUUGAUUAAAGGCCUGCUGUCCUCUUCAUCUCAUGGACUGAACAGUGGUGUAUUAGUGAAGAUGAUUUUGUGCCUGUCAAUACCAUUCACAGAUUUCUGGAUCACAACAGUUAUAUGAUGCAGCUAAGACAAGUAAAUAUGUUGGGCUUUAGAGUAUAAUGUAUUGUUUUUCUUCUUAUAUCUUGCCACUCUAGUCUGCCGGUUUUGUCACCAGUGUUAACUCCGUCUCCUAGAUCAGAUAGUUGGGUGACCAUUACCUCUUCAGCUAAUGCUGUAGUAAUUCCUCCAUCUUGUGCCAAAUGUGCAGGGGCUGUACUGAUGGAUUGUUAAUCCUGUUAUGCUACAGCAACAGCAGUUGAUGAAAAUUACAGACUCACAUUUGUGACAUUGUUAUUCUCUGCUUUUUGUGGUGUACCCCCCUGAGCCCACUGCCCUCCAGCAGCUUAGCUGCUUCACCUACCUCACAAUAACAGAUCUUAUAGGAAGGUUAGAGUGGUGGUCUUAGCCCACCAUCAUAUAGGGGUGUUAGCAAUUAUCCCAGUUACUUGCCAGUAACAUUAAUCCUCCUUACUUCUGUGGGGAUGUCCUUCCAUGGAAAUAAAAAUCUUUACCUCUUUGUGUUCACAGCUGGUAGGCCUUUAGCCCUGCUGCUGCUUUCUCUUCAGAUUCUACUGAGCAUGUGCAAGUAGUGAAGGCUACUGCACUCUUUCCCUUAUCCUAAAGACAGGUAAACUGGCCACUUUUGCUGUAUUAGUCCCUUGUCAUUGCUGACCCUGUGGUACCCAUGCCACUGUUCAAACACAAAUUAUGAAGGGUCAUAAAUUGUAAUGAGUUUGUUUGCUUGUUUACCAUGUAAGUGAAUUAAUACUUCAUAUACCUGUUCCACACAUGACUCAAGCUAAAAACAGCAAACAUAAUAUAUACAUACCCACUUCACCAGUAUGUUUUUGAUAUGUGUGAGGAAACUGUGGUACUGAGAAAAAGUAGCCAGAAGUCAGAACUGAAUGCCAAACCCUUGAGUGGUGAUGUAGAAACCAAGACUACCUCCACUCACCCACUAGUGGGCGAGCUCUAACAACACUGGCAUUCUUGCUGUCUUUCUGGUCACCACCAGGGAUUAGUCAUAAAUGGAAUAUUCCUGCACCCAUCUUGUAUCACCAUAUAAUGAGGACAGCCCGAGUCCUCACGAGCAUCCCUUUGUCCAAGCUCUCCCUCCCACAUUCUGCAUUUGGCUAUGAACUCAGGUUACUGGCAUCACAAAAGGAAACUCCACCUCUGCAUCACUGAGCCAGUAAUUCCUGCCAUUUUCUUCCAGUGACCAUUACUAAUGUCAAGUUGUGUAGCUGUGUCCAAGAGGUUAUCAUUAAUUAAAACAGUCCAUAACAAUCACAGAAUAGUAAUUACUUAACAUUUUAUUUGGAAUAUUGUUUGAAAAUUCUGUCUCCAGUUGAUGAAAGUGGCUUUUACAUAAACAUUUUUUGUGAGAAGCCUUUGUAAUCAAUUUUCAUUAGCUCAGUAUCAUUUUUAACCCACAAUGCCUCAGUUUUAGCAUGUAUUAGCAUAUAAACCUUCUGUUUACCUUCCUGAACCGUUAUUAUUAUUAUGUGAAAAAACACUAUAACCAGUCUCAAAUGAUGACUGUACUUUGCAAUGGUCUGUAUAAGAUAAUAGUCAUUAUGGGAUUUUACUGUACUGUAACUGCAGUGAGAUACUACAUCACAGUAAGAUGAAAUAUUAAUUAUGUACAUGGACAUUACUAACCACUUUCACAACUGUUUUAUCAUUUUCUGUAUGAAAACAUACAUAAAACGUCUACCUCAGGUGCAUGUACAUUUUUAGGGCAGCAGUGGGUGUUGUCCUGCAGACUUUGUGUCACACAUGUAACAGGCCUUGGACAGAAGUGUUAUUGAGCUGACAGAGCACACCUGGGCCUGUCCUAAUCAUGAUGUCUGGGGAGCCCUGUUGGCCUGUUGCAGUGAGCUGGAGAAGAAAAACCUCAUUUUAUUCCUUCUGGGGGUACACUAAUAGGCAGUUGCACACUGCAUUAUAUGUAAUAUCAGAAACUCAAGCUGCUGAAGGGAAAGGUAAAACAGUCAAUACUCAACCAGCUGUAUUCUGUUGCUGUUUUAAUUCAGACUGUAUUUUCAUAUGUGAACACAUAUUGUUAUUAAUUCUUAUUGAGCUGUUAUACCCUUUCUGUAUAAAAAUUUAUAAAAACAGUGCCUUGUGAGAAAAUGUAUGUUGUUUUCCUGGAAUUUAAAAUCAUUGUUUUCUCUGUGUAGUUCUGUAUGUAAUAAGCAUGAUAUUAGGACUGACAAAUAUAAGUUACUUCAGAAGACUA